UCAGCUGGCAUAUGGCAUGGCGCAGCGUAUCUCCUCUACCAAGGAAGCACUAGCCCAUUUUUGCCCAAGUAAAAAUGCGGCUAUAAAGCACGAAAUGCGCAUAAUAGAGUCUGGCCACCAUUAUAUGCGCCCAGCAAAGUAUUUUAACUUCGUGACGCGGAAAUGGAGCCCAGUGGUAGUCUAUGGUCUUGAGUUGACCGAAAUUCCGUUCAUGCGGAGCCUUCAACAUAUCACGGAACGUAUUAUUCAAGCACUGGAGAUGGAACGGAGGUUACAACCCGAUGUUGAUUUUGAGGCCACUUUUAGUGCACUCUCCGAUCUCGAGGCCCUAGAAGUGAUAUCUGUCAGUGAAUUUAUCGACUCUUACCCGAAUCACCUUCAAUACUAA
Acaulospora colombiana is the source of this 388-nucleotide messenger RNA. The record is from the annotation of a GenBank genome assembly. Lineage: Eukaryota; Fungi; Glomeromycota; Glomeromycetes; Diversisporales; Acaulosporaceae.